AGGUGUCACUGUGUACCGAAUAGUUCCAUAUAAUGAAUCAUCCACUAAAAUCUCUGCCCUUUUUACUGGUACCCAGGCCUCAAGAUCGAGUUAUUCGUACAAUAAAAGUAGCGUGUAUCUAUUAUAUCAAUCAACUAAAAACGAGGCCAUCUCCUCGAUGCCAAAUACUUCAUCAGAUAUAAAGUUGACCAAAACCACACGUGUUACAUCGGGAAAAGGUGUCACAGCGUGUCCUAGUAUCACAACUCUCUUAUCCACAUCUGUACAUGUGAGCCCGAAAGGAAUCUCCGCGAAUCUGAUAACUUCUCCUGACAAGAUUACCAUCACUACCUGCAUUUCUCAAAAUCUUCAUGCUACAGAGGUGACAUCAUAUUUUGUUCAGAGUGGUACAGGAUCAGCUUCAUUUUUAGUUCAACCAAGUACAUCAGCGAAAAAGGUAACCACUCUACAACCUUCGACAGCUCUUCUGAAUGUCAAAGCCUCGACUCCUCAACCAUUGAGCAAUACUGUAGGAAGGACAUCCUCCUUUUCCCCCACUGCUGUCAAGAAAUCUCCUCCUGUUAACAGCGAACACUCUAAACAAGUCACAACCACCCACAGGUACCAUAAGACACCAAUCACAACACGUCCUGGAAUGUCGUCAUCCGUUGAAACCUCCGGAAAAAGGCUCGAUACUCUAAACACUGGCAGUGUGACCGAGAAAAGCCUAAGUACUAUAAACACUGGCAGUGUCACCGAGAAAAACCCUUAUACUAUAAACACUGGCAGUGUCACCGAAGAAAGCCUUAGUACUAUAAACACUGGCAGUGUCACCGAAAAAAACUUUAAUACUAUAAACACUAGCAGUGUCACCGAAAAAAGCCUAAGUACUAUAAACACCGGCAAUGUCACCGAAGAAAGCCUCAAUACUGCAAACACUGAAAGUCAGAACACACAGCAAGUUGGUAUCUCGGGAUCUGCUUCGCCUGACAUAAUCUCAACCAAUACUUUAGAGUUUACCUCAAACACUUCUCAUCAAUCUAGUACUAUUUCAUUCCCGAAAGCCACAUCAAUAUCACCGAGUAAGAUGCUCACCACAACAUCAUUGGUUGCUCACAGCUUUCCAAAGUCUCGUACGUUGAAACCAAUAACCUUCACUUCUUUCCUCUUCAAAAGUUCGCGUAAAUUGUCUAAAUCAGCCACACAAACAUCGUCAAAAUAUGUUUCAGUGACUGAAAGCAACACAACGAUUCUUCCUCGUUAUCUCACAACAGCUGCGUCUAUUUCAACAACAGAUAAAACAUUAACUUCAACUAAAAGACCAUCAUUGGGAAGCAAAACCACGCAGAUUGAGAAGUCCAAGAUUUCUACUUUGAAUUCAACAAAUAUCGGUGAAGCUUCAGUGUUACAUACGUCUUCUACGCCGUAUAUGAUAAAUGAAUCAUGUGAAUCACCAGAAGCGACAUUUAGCAAAGCCACUGUACUCUCCUUACAACAGUCAUCAUCUCCAAGCACUGAUGGGCAAAUUAUGUCCAAUAACACAUCACAUGCUGGUUAUUCAAGCAUCCUUACUUCAAUCGUAACCUCAAGCCGUAAAUUGCCCUCAACGCCAAUUCAAUCAACACAAACUUUGACUCGUUAUUUACAAUUCUCUACACAAGCGAUGACAACGAGGCUUGUUACAAUCCCAACCGCCACGCCUCUGGGUACACCACAGCUAACGACCACUGAAAAAUACUCUUCAAAACAAAGCAGUAAAAGCAUAUCAACUGUGCAACAAAAGAGGGCAUCGACUCGUCAAAACGUGCCACUUACUAAAACUUCGGUAUAUCCCUCUCCCUCCUCCAUGCUCGUGUCUGCAUUUAACAGGAGUACAUUGAUCCAAAAACCGUCAAUGAGCCACCGACCGUCAUCAUCAUUAUUUCUGCCAAAAGAUAGUACAACUCAAACCGUUGUGAUUACAAGCCAGAUAACAGCUGUUGAUAAGAUCACAUCAUCAUCGUAUUUGGCCUCGACUAGUAUCUCAAAAGUUUCACAAAAGCAAAGUGUGCCUUUGUCUGCCACGUACAGUUCUAAACAUGGGGGUUCUGCAUCGUUCAUACACGAACCCUCGAAGAGGACUAGACUGGCGUUGACGUCAGUAACUACUUUAAAGCUUGAAUUAUCAGAAAUGAAUUCUGAGGUUUCUCGAUUUUCUGCAACGAGUCUCCACCCCAUUGAAUCCACUAAAUCGCUUGAAUCAGUAAUUUCAUUGAUAUUUCCUGGUCACUCAAGUUUGACAUUCUCUCCUAAAACGACCGUGCUUACGUUAGAAAACACCCGGACUCAAGCUUCUUCAGAAACUCAAACAGCUCUAAAAGUUACCACAAAGAGUUCACAAAUCUUUAUUAAUACAACAACAGUUGGAGCUGCAAUACCUGUAUUAGUGUCUUCAUCCAGUGCCUCGACACAAACGAAACCACCACCCGAGAUUCCAAGUCAGUUCGAAGGUCGGAUGAUUCUAGGAAUGCCAUGGCAACCACACUACGAGUAUCCACCGGGAUCCCAAACACUUAAAACUACAAUAAAAGAUAAACUGACCAACGCGCUGAAAGAUCUUGAAGGUUUUAUUUCAGUUCAAGUUCUGCGUUUGUGGGAGAGCAGCGUUGGCGUCGAUUUUAUUGUGUAUGUAAAUAAGCAAGCCACGGUGAACGAAAGUCUCAUAGAAAGAACACUCGUUAAGGCAAAUAGUACAGGUGUUUUAGACCUGCCCUUGAAAAGCCUCCAAGUGAAAGAAAAGGACGCUCCAACCACACAGAACUUACCCACAACCAGCCCUACAACACAGGAAAAGUCCAUCGAGCGAUGGGUCAUCAUAAUCAUCAUUGCCAGCAUUGUGGUAUUCUUGCUGUUGAUUAUAAUAUGCAUAUUAGUGGCUAAAAUUAGUAAACAACGAGGUGGUGUGCGUAGAAGUGAAAAAUACGAGCUUUCAAGCUUCAACAACUUCUGGUAUUCUGAACAAACAGAGUCAGAGACAAAACCUGUGGUACUGAAGAUGCAAGAACGAAAAAGAACUAUCCAAGGCAGUCAAAUUAACCACGGGUACAGGAAUUCUCGCGAGGACCUGACAGCAAGCAAAGCUGUACAAGUACAAUCAAUUAAAACUAAACAAAUCUCUGGAGACCCAGAGGCAUUGCAGUCCUUCGCUAAUGGAAGUAAUGAUGGUGGCAGUGAAGUAACAGGAAACUCACGUGCGAAGGAAGACCAAGUAAGUAUCUGUGUACAUCAUUUGUGAUUGAAAGGCAAUCAUCAUCAUUGGGGAUAAAAAUGCCUUUCAAAGACCCUUUCCAAUUUCUUUAACGAAUUUCGUAUAGUAAGAAACUUUAACCAUCAACGCCUACCUUCAUGCGCGAAACAAGAUGCACAAUGCAACACGACAGAAUCACAUAAAGAAGCUAAAAACGUGGUACACUCGCGCCCUGAAUCAAAGGUAGAAGGUAGCAUAUGGAGUGAGUUACCAACAAUCUGUUACCAAGCAAAAGUUUCAUUUGGAUUUCAAUUCCAAUUCCUCUUUUGCCU
Molecule: messenger RNA, 3537 nt
Organism: Pocillopora verrucosa
Lineage: Eukaryota; Metazoa; Cnidaria; Anthozoa; Scleractinia; Pocilloporidae
Source: RefSeq, a predicted model, not a curated record